CACGUCACUGGCCGACAAUCCAAUUUCCACACCCGAGUGCUGUGUGUUAUCAUUUUCGGGGCCUUAAUGUGAGACGGGCGCCAUCAGAGGGGAAAGUGGUUCUGAAGAAGGGAAAUUAGCAGUUAAAUGUGGAGCGGGAUUGAGGAUGGAUUAAUUUGGUUCGUAAUGAUCCUCUUUUUGGAAGGCGGCAGAAAAACAAUUAGGCUUUUUUACUUGGGCAGUUGCUUUUAUAAGCCGCCCAUCUGAGUGAACCACAACAUGGCUUCAAACGUGUUCUCGUGCUCGUUAUUAACCAUGUAUUUGUUAAAUAUUACGCUAAAUAUGGCUCAUUACUCUCAUUAACAUAACUAUCGUUGACUUUGAUUCCUGGAUGAAGGGUGACUUUCAAAAGGAUAACCACCCCUGUGAGAUUUAAAUGUAUAGCUCAUUAGCAUUUGCUUUAAGUUACUAGAGUUAUAACCGUUUACGCAUUACACCGUAAUAUCCGUUUUCAGACAAUUACGAUGGCCUCCUCAGAGUGUUGCAAGUUGUCUCUGCUAAUCACCUCAUACGUUAGAGAAAUGCCUAUUUUUUUAAAUUUGGUAAUAAGAGGCGCCCGGUUCAGCUAAUUGUAUUCAUGGAGAUGCAGCGAUGUGUAUGUGGAUAGGAAUUCAUUUCGGUGUCCCCUGUGAAGGAAGAAUUACAUUAACAUUAAAUGAAAUGAGCUUAUGCUGGAUACAUAGGAAAUGCUAAACAGGGCGCGCACACACACACACACACACAAGCACGCACGCACACAGACACGCACACAGACACGCACACACACACACACACACACACACACACACACACACACACACACACACACACACACACACACACACACACACACACACACACACACACACACACACAAAGUAAUUGGGAUCCAUGCAUUCAUGUUUUAGACUACAAUAGAGAUUUUGGAUGAAGAUUUCACAAAAGUUUAUUUUUCACCAAAAUCUUCCCUUGUCUUAAGGAAAAUCCUCCCUUGUUUUAAGGGAUCUCUAGCUCUCUCAGUGUCCCCAGUAAAUAUUCCUCCUAAAUCACCCAUCUUCUGCUCUGUUUUCUCCUCUAUCCGCUGGAUCUUCUGGGUGGUUUGUUUAGGCUCACCAAGAUGUGCACGGAGUGGUUAAGUCGUUUCCAUCUGACGGUGAUCACUCAACGCGAAGAGGAGCAAUAUUUGGAGGACUUGUCCUAAAUGGAACGAUCUCGGUUCAUACUUAUUACUCGCUGAAGGAAAUAUUAUGAUUUUUGUGUUCAAUUUUUUUUCCUCCUUGAUUUAACGUCUUGAAGGAGAUAAAUGUGGGGCUUGCUUCUGAUUGCUGGAUUUCUACCUCCCAGUCGGGUCACGCUGAUUUCUGCUUCAACACCUCAUUGAAACAGUUAUGAAAUCCCCCAUUCAGACGAGAACCUGCUGAUGUGGUUACAUCUUGGCUUAAUUCUGCCUAUUGCUGCUGCUAAUGAUCCUAUCUGAGAAAUGAAGCCCUUUUAUUAAGACGCUUGCCUUUGUGGCCUUUGAUACUAUAUUCAUUUAAGGCAAUAUCGUUUGGUCAGCACUGUACGGCUGAGUCUUAAGGCACAGCGGCACGAGGUAAUCGGAUUAAGGAUGUGUUAGUCAAUACCCGAGUAUAUUUAGAUCUUUGUCGGGCAAAACAUUAGCCCCCGGGGGUCCCCUGGGGCGAAGAGACGAUGGCUCGUUUGCAACACGACACCAGGCCCGCGAGUUAAUUUGCAGUACUUAAUCCGCACCGGGCAUUUCAUCCAUUUUAAUAAUACCUCAUCCUGUUGUUGUCAUCCCCCCCCCCCCAGGGAUGACGUGCCAGGCGCGGACGUCGUACACGGAGGACGAGGUGCUGUGGGGCCACCGCUUCUUCCCCGUCAUCUCCCUGGAGGAGGGCUUCUUCAAGGUGGACUACUCGCAGUUCCACGCCACCUUCGAGGUGCCCACGCCGCCCUACAGUGUGAAGGAGGCGGAGGACGCCCUGCUGCUCUCCUCGCCGCUCCUGGCGCCGUCCCUGUGCAACAGCGGCGGCGGCGGCGACCGCAACAGCUCCCUGGACGGCCUGGAGGCGCUGGAGGACAGCGACUCCACGGCCAAGCUGCCCACCAAGCUGCAGAAGAUGACGGGCGGGGGCUGCCGCGACGGGCUGCCCCGCAAGCUGCUGCGCAUGAGCUCCACCACCUCGGAGAUGACCUACAGCCUGGGCGACCUGCCCAUGAAGCUGCAGCGCAUCAGCUCGGUGCCGGGCGUGUCCGACGACAAGCUGCUGCUGGGGAAGGCGUCCAAAAUCGGCAGCGAGCCCAUGAGCAAGUCGGUGGCGGACUUGCCCCCCAAGCUGCAGCGGCUGGCCGGCGGGGGCAGGAUGGACGGACACCUGCCGCCCAAACUGAGGAAAAUGAAUUCGGACCGCUUCACGUAAAAGAAGCGCGGAAAGACGGUAAACGCGCGCCGGCGACGGACGAUGGACCUGACUCGCGUGAGUUUGACUGAGCUCAGCGAAACCCAGACUGAACUUCUCCGUUCCUACUUAACCUCCCCACUCCUUGUAUUCCUCCUGAUUUAUCUACCGGGACAUAAAGGACAUAGUAGUAUACAGACGUGUGCACAUAUACCUUAUAUCAAGUAGGGUGAUGGAGUGUGCCACUUCGAUCCUGGAUGUGAGUACACACUCUGAGAGACCGCCGAGGUGAAUUUCAGGACGAUGUACGAUUAGCACAAUCAGGCAUGUAACAAACACUUAGCGCAUGUAGAGCAGACUCUCAACUAUUUCUGGCAUGACAUUUAUUGAUAUAUCAUUUUACAAAGAUGAUUUUUUCUGUUGGUGCAUUUGCUGAGAGUGGAGAGUUGCACAAAGCCAUAUGGGUAGAGAGAUUUGGACGGCCGGCAUUACACGGUCGCAAACUUGUGGUGACAGACACAUACAUUUGUUUUUCAGUUUAUUGCUUUUGUUGUUUACUGUAAAAGUUGUGGCAACGUUUUGUUGAUUGCAUGCUACUCCUAAUGACUUAGCUAGACAAAGGUAAUAGACAAGAUGUUUAGCCUUAACUAUAUUACCUUGUUUCCAUUACCAUUUGUUCACAAUUGUAUUUUUGGUAUUUCAUGUACAGGAUAUUUUACCAUGUGCAAUUUUAUGAACUUAUGAGUUGAUUACAUAUGCUGCUGGAUUAUGUAUUUUAUAAUGCAUGAUCUACCUCAUAUGACCUGUUGGGACUGGGCAUACUGCUGGCCAACACACACACACACACACACACACACACACACACACACACACACACACACACACACACACACACACACACACACACACACACAGACACGCACACACACACACACACACACACACACACACACACACACACACACACACACACACACACACACACACACACUAGUGGCACUUAAGUUGAAAGUGUUAAAGCUGGUACUUAUAAGCACAAAAUUAUCAUUAUCUCUACCCUUUGUUGAAAAUGCUUUUUAUGCCCACAUCAUAAACACAUUAGUCAGCUGCAGCAAUCCCUACUCUCUGUUACACUCACAACAAGUCACAAUCUAUAUGCCAGAAAACAAUAAUUUAUACCUCAACGUGUAAAUUAAAAUUUCAACUUGAGUGUUACUGUUUACUCAUAUAUUCCACGGUGGGCCUAUAAUACUAAGGAAGAAGUCACCACCUAUGUCUUAAGAUUACAUUCCCCCUCCUCUUAAUGAAAGCAAUAAUGUUGCCUAUAUGAUGACUAUAACCUUUAUAUAGCCACAGGGUCGAUAGGCCAAGGUCCAUUUGUUAACAGUGUCCAUGCCAAAAAUACACUAAAGCUGGUUCCUCCCCAACUCAUCAAAGGCAUUGUAUGAUACUCACCCUUUUCAGGAAUAAAGAUCUAAAAUACAUAUUUAACCGCGACUAGUUUCAGUUUAAACACCUUUAUAACAGUGGUCUACGAAUCACAGUACAUCCGUUUGACCAGCCAGUAUGUUGUCACGAUAGAGCCAACUUGAAACUGAAACCAUUGGAGAGUUAUUGAGUUCAUGCUGAUGUUAGCCCCGUUUCUAGUCCGACUUUAGUUCCAAUAAAUCACCUACAAUAUG
This is a messenger RNA of Gadus macrocephalus (Pacific cod), 4102 nucleotides long. RefSeq names its product potassium inwardly rectifying channel subfamily J member 3a (gene kcnj3a). Gene Ontology annotation, molecular function: G-protein activated inward rectifier potassium channel activity. The record is from RefSeq and is a predicted model, not a curated record. Lineage: Eukaryota; Metazoa; Chordata; Actinopteri; Gadiformes; Gadidae. The transcript has a single exon. The coding region runs from base 1833 to 2441 and encodes 202 amino acids. Gene Ontology annotation, cellular component: plasma membrane. Gene Ontology annotation, biological process: potassium ion import across plasma membrane; regulation of monoatomic ion transmembrane transport.